AUGGAUUGUGAAGCAUUUGUGCCACCACCUGAAGCCCCUGUUUAUGAACCAACUGAUGAGGAAUUCAAAGACCCCAUAACCUACAUAGCCAGCAUCCGACCAGUUGCAGAAAAGUUUGGCAUUUGCAGAAUUAAGCCGCCUUCACACUGGCAGCCACCAUUUGCACCUGAUCCAGACACUUACAUGUUUACACCAAGGAUUCAAAAGCUCAAUGAAUUAGAGGCUAAAUCUCGAAUAAAACUUCAUUUUCUCAACCAUUUGACAAAGUUCUGGCAUUUACAGCACAAUCCAUUGAAAAUACCUUUCAUUGAAAACAAACAUUUGGACUUGUACCACUUAAGAAAGUUUGUGCACGAGAGAGAUGGCUUCCACAAGGUCACUUAUGACUUCAAGUGGAAAGAAAUUGCCCAACAACUCGGAUACUCAACGACACCUGAGGUCACUAACUCUCUCAAGAAUUAUUACUUCAAACUUUUACUGCCAUAUGACGUCUUCCUUGCUGGGACUCCUGACCUCAAUGUACAAAUGGAACUGUCUGAAGCUGAGGGCAGUAAUAAGCACAGCAACCCCAAUAGUAGCAUCGAAGUUGACACAAGCAAAUGUGAGAGCUUAAAAUUAGAAAAUGAAUUAUCAUCUAAGAAGAAAUGUCACGAAUUGAAGAAGCUUCAGUUCUAUGGACCUGGUCCCAAAACUGCUCUGCCCGAUGCAAUGCCGAAAAUUGCAACCUUUUCUCGUCCGCAUUUUAGAUCAUUUUACAUGUUCACUUUCUUGUGCAUAAUUUAUACUCAACUCAGUCUUACACUUCCCAGUCACAUCACCUCUAAAUCUCUACUUCUUGAUCUACUUCAUUCAUGCAGUUCUUCCUAUCUCAGUUGCAUUGCGCCUCAAGGAAACAUUAAAUUUGAAAUUACACUGAGUAUAUGUAUUCCGUGUCAGUCGAACAUCAGUGAGUCCAUCUGCUGCAGUGUGUGUGCAGGUUUGUUCCACCAUGCUUGCCUCAUUCUUCCUCUUCGAGAGUCAAGCAGGAAGUCUUGGAGGUGUCCAUUCUGCAUUGCAAAGGAGUGCAAACGACCGAUGCCCUCAUUUGGGUUUGAACAGUCACAAUGCGAGUACUCCCUCAAGACAUAUGGACUCAUGGCUGACAAGUUCAAAUCAGAUUAUUUCAAAAUGUCGUGUCAUCUUGUACCCUGUUCAGUAGUGGAACAAGAGUUUUGGAGCCUGGUGAAUUGUUUGGAGAAAGAUGUGGUUGUGGAGUAUGGAGCUGACAUCCACACCUUGGAGUUUGGAAGUGGGUUCCCGACAAUUAAAAACCAACAUCUCAUUGAAGACGAAGACAAAAUUUAUAUAACGAGUCCUUGGAACUUGAACAACCUUCCAAAUUUGGAGCAUUCCCUCCUGAAAUACAUCAAUGUUGACAUUAAUGGCAUGAAGGUACCUUGGGUUUAUGUAGGGAUGUGUUUUUCUAGUUUUGCUUGGCAUAUUGAAGACCAUUGGAGCUACUCAGUUAAUUACAUGCAUUGGGGUGAGCCAAAGACAUGGUAUGGCGUACCAGGAUCAAGUGCCUCCCACCUUGAGGACUGCAUGAGUAAAAAUGCACCUGAACUUUUUGCCCAAUUCCCCGAUCUGCUCCAUCAACUGACCACCAUCAUGAACCCGACUGUUCUGCAGAAAUCUGGAGUGCCGAUAUAUCGGACCGACCAGCAUGCAGGCGAAUUUGUGAUAACCUUCCCAAGAUCCUACCACUCUGGUUUCAAUCAGGGCUACAACUGUGCUGAGGCUGUCAACUUUUGUACCGCUGAUUGGCUACCAUUUGGACAUGGGUGCAUAGAGAAUUAUCGUUUGCACAAAAGGCAGUGCGUGUUCUCAAAUGAUGAAUUUGUUUUCAACAUUCUGGCCCAUGUGAAUGAGUUGACACAGGAGUGUUUGUAUGCAUUGUAUCAAAUACUCGUGGACAUCGUUAAGAAGGAGAAAGAGAUGAGAGAACAAGUGAAGCAGGAGGGCAUCACGUCCUCACAGCAAGAAUCUUUUGAGCUUCUCUCAGACGAUGAUCGACAGUGUGAGUACUGCAAAACAACAUGCUUCCUAUCUGCUGUUACGUGCAAUUGUACACGUGAGUUUGUUGUUAUUUUUUUUUCUAUUUAUCUAACGACAACCAAAGUGGUUUUUAGUUUCAUUUGA
Helobdella robusta is the source of this 2178-nucleotide messenger RNA. RefSeq lists its product as hypothetical. Gene Ontology annotation, cellular component: nucleus. Gene Ontology annotation, biological process: chromatin remodeling. Lineage: Eukaryota; Metazoa; Annelida; Clitellata; Rhynchobdellida; Glossiphoniidae. The record is from RefSeq and is a predicted model, not a curated record. The transcript has 16 exons. Gene Ontology annotation, molecular function: DNA binding; histone demethylase activity. Bases 1 to 2178 code for a protein of 725 amino acids.